AUGGCCGCAAAAUUGGAUGAAUCACCGAUAGCAUUAGCUCUAUCGGUUGAUCAUAUUGCGUCAUAUUGCCAUAAUUGUUUGAUAAAGAAUGACAAAUUGAAGAAAUGCUCGGCUUGUCGAAUGAUCGUCUAUUGUAGUGCUGAAUGUCAGAAAUCUGACUGGAAAUUGCAUAAACCAGAGUGUUCGGCCAUUCAGAAGCACGAUGGCGUUUCGGAUGAAGGAACUCGGCUUGUGAUGCGGUUGGGCUCUUUGUGGGCACGUAAAGAGAUGGGAACAACAGCAAACGAGACUUUAGAUGAUCCUUUCAGUGGUAGACGUCUCGACACACUCGAAUCACAUUAUGACUCUUUUCAAGAACGUGCGAACAAAUGGCUUGGAGUAUUCGGAGAAUAUGGUCAAUGGCUUUCCGUUUACAAGGAGUUUUGCCUUAAACCAAUUGUUGACGAGGAAAUUGUGAAAAGGCUUUUUUGUAUAUGCUCCGUCAACUCGUUUUCUUUGACUAAUCAAUUUGGCACUACGAUUGGGAUUUGCUUGUGCCUGCGACUGAGUGCUGUUGAUCAUUCAUGCAAACCGACUGCAAGACUUGCUUUCAAAGGCCGCACUUGUUUAUUGGUCCCAUCUUUUCCAUUCGCCUCGUGUAUCACAAAUCUGUUGUCGUUGAAUCAUUCCUACAUCGAUGAGCUGCAACCAAGGGCAGAACGACAAAAGCAGCUAAAGGAGAUGUACAACUUUACGUGUGAAUGUCCCGGAUGCAUUGAUGAGCAACGCUUUUUACAAAUGGAAGGUUUUGCAUGUCCUGAGUGUGCAUCUCCUAUCGCGCAUACUGAAGGAGCAUCUUGCUUGAAUGAUAAUUGUGCGUAUCGAUUAGCUGCCGAUCAUUUGGAGAUUUGUACGCUUGCUUUGGAAACGGCAAAAGCUGGAAAUUCUUCUCUUAAACGAAAAGACCUCAAAAACGAUGUUAAAAAGGGAUUAGCGGAAAAGUUGCUAACCGUAUACCAGAAUAGUCUGCACGAGCUGAAUAUUCAACGGUUACCAGCGUUGCGGGUUCUUUACGAAACAGCAAUUGAUGAGGAGAGGCUUGACGAAGCGGAAACUUAUGGAGCCAAGUUGCUGGCCAUUUACAGUGCCUUUCAAGGACCAGACGAUCUCUCUUUAUGCCAUUUUAAAUAUGGAUAUGCUCAGGUAUUGAAAAAACAGAAUCGACACGCUGCUUGUAAAAGUUUAUUGGGACCGGUGCGAGAGAUUUUUGGCAAGACGUUUGGAGCAAAUUCCCAGAUUUACACGAACGUCGAGAUAAUGUUACGCGGGUUUUCUCUCUCUUGGUUCACACUCAUCUCUUAUCCCAUCGACCAAACCAACCGACAGACUCGGAUGCGGCUGGAGCAAAGGGCAACUGCAUUAUUUCGUGAAUUUUCUAGAUUGUUAUCAAAUGGACAGCCGAAGCUCUUAAGAACGAUUAUCCCUUUUCCCGACUGCUAUGCUUCAAUUCGACCCUCAUCAUCAAAAAAUCACACAUUAUCUAGAAAUAGACUCACACAACUAUACAGUGUUUCUACAAAAAAAAUUUCUGAUCUUUCCGCAUCACAUGGACACUUGACAAUUUCUUUCCAACACGGUCUUCCAAUUUUAGUGGUCCCUCUUCCGUCCCGAACGGAGCCAUGCCAGUUUUCUCUACGACCCAUUUCAGACACAGUCGGUAGUUUUUGCGAGCAGUUAAAGAUAGAGGAUCGCGGAAUCGAUCACGUUGGACUUUAUAUGUCAGAUGGCGCUAGAAUUGCCUCUUCCACCGCGAUCGAACAUCUGUUACAGUUCCAAACGUUUCGUUUACGCAUCAACGAUCGCCAUUUUAAUGUUGAAGUGGCGAAAUUGGAGCUGGACCCGAUCAGUGAUAGAGUUCGUAGCGUUGAUGACCUGCGAGCCGUUGUAGCUCAACUGCACGGAGUUCUAAAUGUUAAUGAAUACAAAGCCGAAAGAGAACGACGCCUGCAAGAACGUCUGGAAAAAGCUGAAGAGGAGCUGAAGCCAUUGCAAGAUCAAAAAACGCUUAUUGAACGCGAAUGCGAAGCCCAUUCGGAACGUGUGAUGAUUGCUGGAUUUGCCGCAAUGGGCAUUCAAACAGGAAUCUUUGCCAGGUUGACUUGGUGGGAUUUCUCAUGGGACAUCAUGGAGCCUAUCACGUAUUUUGCCACCUUCUCUACUGUGAUUGCUUCUUGUGGAUAUUACUUGUACACCAAACAGCCUUUUGAAUACCAUCAAUGCCGAGAUCGGAUCUUCACGAGGCAAUUUUACAAACGAGCUAUGAAGCACAAUUUCAAUAUUAUCCGCUAUAAUGAAUUGAUUACUGAAAGAGAAGAGGUUCAAAGAUUGCUUGGAUGUAUUCGUGAUCCUCUUCAGUUGCAUCUGCCAGUCUCUUAUUUGUCAAAAUACGAAAGAAUU
This is a messenger RNA of Mesorhabditis belari, 2436 nucleotides long. The record is from the annotation of a GenBank genome assembly. Lineage: Eukaryota; Metazoa; Nematoda; Chromadorea; Rhabditida; Rhabditidae.